CGCUUUUCUGGUCAUUCUGGACAUUACUAAUCGAUUCUUUCAUCAAAAUUUAAUCCCGAACAAUCACCGCGAAAAGAGUAAUCCCUGAAAAUGUUCGAAGCGGCGGCACGGCUCCAGGCGCACAACCAAGAGAUGGUCAAGUGCAUCAGCCAGCUGCGAACGCAGCGCCAAAAGCUGGCCGACCGAGUCGCCACCCAGGAGCAGGAGAAGGCCCUGGUCGAGCAGGAAAUCCGAAAGCUGCGCCAACAGUUGAACGCACUGGAUGAAUCCCUGGAGCAAAACCGCCGGAAGCUCGAGGAACAGGACACCAAGCUGACGGAAACGGAAACCGGCUACAACAAGUUGGUCGACACGAUGCACGUUCUGCUGAUGUCCGUUAAAAAGGACGAAAAGGAUUUCGGCUGUCCGGCGAGAUCCACCGCCGCCAAGAAGGAAGCCACUAGCUAGUGUGAUUUAAUUUGAUGUUUAUGUAUUUUAUUUUGAAUCCCAGAUGAAUUAAAAACUUAGUAUGUAUUAAACUCUCUCUAGAUAAUCGAAAAUAGGCACGAAUGACUAUAAUACGCUGAACAUUUUACAUUAAAUAUAUUACGAAUAUUUUUGGUAGGAUAUUAAAAAAAACGAUGUUUUAUUCCUUAUUUCUGUUUCAUCUACCACAUGCAACCUUGGUAUUAUCACAAUCAGUCUAAGAAAAGUCUUACGAUCGAAAUAGGUAUGAACUUUUUGUUGAAAUGCUUUCCUAUAAAAAAGAAUAAUAAUCUCUACCCUGUGGCCUAUUUUGGCUAAGAGAGGACUCGUUGUCAAAUAUGUUUCACCAUUAAACUGAUGUUGCUAUGCCUACUAAUCCUAUAUGUACCUAAGUUCAAUAAAUAAUCAAUUACCUUCGUUGAUCUCUACUGAAAUGCUUGCGUUGAAUAAAUAGCCUACAUACGUGGAGGAUUGCGGUCUUUACUUGACCACCGUUCAUCAUCAGUGGGAUGCUUCUGUCGUCCUAAUAGGGGGUGGUGUAUUCAAACAGGAUUCAAUUCUCCUUUUGGCCUCGGAAAAAUGUCGUGUACGAUUCUGUUGUGGUGUGACUAGAAGACGUGUCUGAUUUUGUGGAAGUUAGGCAUAGCCUGCAGCCCGUACUUCGUUCCAGGUUUUGAUCAUUUCUUCCGGAUCGUCGU
Messenger RNA from Aedes albopictus (Asian tiger mosquito), 1163 nucleotides. RefSeq lists its product as uncharacterized. Bases 91 to 447 code for a protein of 118 amino acids. Lineage: Eukaryota; Metazoa; Arthropoda; Insecta; Diptera; Culicidae. The record is from RefSeq and is a predicted model, not a curated record. The transcript has a single exon. Gene Ontology annotation, cellular component: centrosome; ciliary basal body.